Molecule: messenger RNA, 1912 nt
Organism: Neltuma alba
Lineage: Eukaryota; Viridiplantae; Streptophyta; Magnoliopsida; Fabales; Fabaceae
Product: UBP1-associated protein 2A
Exons: 2
Coding region: 68-1555 (495 amino acids)
Molecular function (GO): RNA binding
Source: RefSeq, a predicted model, not a curated record
AUGGUGAUUCCAAAUCCCAAACCCUAGGGUCUUCUUGGGCUGCGCUCCAGUCAGUGUCCAUCCAACAAUGGGGAGGAAGCGAAAGCUCACGCCAAAACCCGCCGAAUCCUUUGAACCCCCAUUGAAGCAACAGCAUCAACAGCAGCAAUAUGAACCAGAAGCGGACCAAGCUGUGGAAGACCAAAAUAAUGGAGCCGAUUACGAAGAAGUUGAAGUGGAAGAAGAGGAGGAGGUAGAAGAAGAGGAAGAGGAGGAACAAGAAGCAGGAGAAGGAUCUGGAGAUGAUAACGAUAAUGCCGAUCACGCCCAAAACGCGAACGAUCAGGCUGCUAAGGCCCAGUCAACAUCAGCGGCUGCAACAUCAGUAACCGGUCAAUAUGGAAAGGAGGAGGGGGAGGAGGACGACGAGCCGAUACAUACGCUUCUGGAGCCUUUCAGCAAGGAACAAAUUUUAAAUCUGCUGUGCGAAGCGGCCAAUAAACAUCGCGAUGUAGCGGAUCGGGUCCGAAAGGUGGCUGACGAGGACCCCGUUCAUCGAAAAAUCUUCGUCCACGGCCUCGGAUGGGACACAAACGCUGAUACCCUCAUCAACGUUUUCAAGCAGUACGGUGAAAUUGAAGAUUGCAAGGCGGUAUGUGACAAGGUAUCCGGUAAAUCCAAGGGGUAUGGCUUCAUCCUCUUCAAAUCGCGUCGUGGGGCUCGUAAUGCGCUGAAGCAACCGCAGAAGAAGAUUGGGAACCGAAUGACGGCCUGCCAGCUGGCUUCGGUUGGCCCGGUUCAACAGCCAGCCCCUGUACCAUCGACCCCAUCACAACCGGUAUCGGAGUAUACCCAAAGGAAGAUUUAUGUCAGCAAUGUUGGGGCCGAUUUGGAUCCUCAGAAAUUGCAUGUGUUUUUUUCGAAGUUUGGGGAGAUCGAGGAAGGACCACUAGGGCUUGAUAAGCUGACUGGGAAACCAAAAGGGUUCUGCUUGUUUGUGUACAAGAGCGUUGAGGGUGCCAGAAAGGCGCUGGAAGAGCCUCACAAGGAAUUUGAGGGCCAUAUUUUGCACUGUCAGAAGGCAAUAGAUGGUCCAAAGCCGGGAAAGCCUCAAUAUCAGCAACAUCAGAAUCCUCAGAGAACCCAAUUCCAGAGAAAUGACACCACUACAUAUGUUGGUGGGGCUGCUACCGGACAAGGGCACCUGAUGGCGCCAGCAGGACCUGGUAUUGGAUUUAACCAGCAGGCUGCGGCUGCACAGACCCUAAACCCAGCUCUUGGCCAGGCACUGACAGCACUGCUUGCAACUCAAGGGGCUGGCCUGGGACUGACCAACUUAUUGGGAACUCUGGGAUCAGCUGCUACAGUAAAUCCAGCCGUUCCUUCCGCAGGCCAUGGAAUGCAGGGUGGUUACAGUAACCAACCAAACAUAAGUUCGGGUGUCAUUGGUGGAUAUGGAAAUCAAAGCGGCUUACAGGGUACUUAUCCAAACCAGCAGGUGGGACAAAGUGGUUCUGGAAGAGGGCAGCAUGGUGUUGGCCAAUAUGGUGGUGUUGCCCCUUACAUGGGGCACUAGAUUCCACAUAAUCAGUCUUUUAUUACUGGCCUGGUGAUUCUUCUGAAGUUUAAGGAGCUGAUGCAAUGGCGUCUUUAUAAUGAAAUGUUACUUACAACAAUGAUCAGUAUUUAAACUAUCAAAUGGCGUUCUGUUUUCCCCCUCUUUUCCCAUCCUGGGUUCUAUUUCAAAAUAUUGUAUUUUAACUUUUUAUUCAUCUUCAAAAACCUUUGGAAAUGUUUUAGACUUUUAGUACUACCGUGAGUGUAUUUUUAUAUGUACUCAGUUUCAGAUGAUGAACUAAAGUCAUUUUAGUUUAUGCUUGUGUGUUUCACUGUGUCUGCAGUUGAUAUUCUAUAAUCUGUAUUAUGGGGUUUU